GUGAAGUUGAAAGUUGGCACUACUUUUUGGCGGUUAACAGAUCAAAGAGAACAUAUCUUGUUUAGAAUUUAAUCAGAAAAACAUCUUGAAUUUAGGAUUUAUUUUCAGCUUAUACGAAGAUGCCAGUAGAUCAAAUUCAGUAUUCUGAAAAGUACUGCGAUGAUAAAUAUGAAUACAGACAUGUCAUAUUGCCAAUUGAUAUAGCCAGACAUGUACCAAAGACUCAUCUUAUGACAGAAACAGAAUGGAGAAAUUUAGGAGUUCAACAGAGUCCCGGAUGGGUUCAUUAUAUGAUGCAUGGACCAGAACCACAUGUUCUAUUAUUUCGCAGACUGAGAACCGAUCUUCUACCAGCUAGAUGUGCUAUUUCACAGAGAGAACAUGUGUGUUGUAUGGAAUGUAAAUAAACUUGGAAUAACGAUUAAAUGUGAGAUUAUAUACGAAUGUAACAAGUAAGAUAUACAUAUAUAUUGAUUUAUAAUUUACUACAUUUAUAAGUGUAUGUUAAAGAUAAUUAUUAAAUGAGCAUAGAAAUUAAA
Nylanderia fulva is the source of this 539-nucleotide messenger RNA. RefSeq names its product cyclin-dependent kinases regulatory subunit. The record is from RefSeq and is a predicted model, not a curated record. NCBI's taxonomy places the organism in Eukaryota, Metazoa, Arthropoda, Insecta, Hymenoptera, Formicidae. Gene Ontology annotation, molecular function: cyclin-dependent protein serine/threonine kinase regulator activity.